AUGGCUCUCGGAAAUGAGAUUAACAUCACAAACAAACUGAAAAGGCAGGAAAUUUUCGCUGAUAUAAAACAUGAGAAAAAUAAAGAGCGCCAUACCAUGAGAAGAAAGAGGGCUAAGGAGGAGAGAGAGAACCCAGAGCUGCGGGAGCAGAGAUUGAAAGAGAAUGUAACGCAGACGAUAGAGAACACUAGGGUGUACGAUGAGACUAUUAACAGGGAAGUGGAAGGAGACGAAGACGAUUUGAUGAGAUACUUUAACAGCAAUUCUAAUGAGCCACCAAAGAUCUUUCUGACCACAAAUGUGAACGCUAAGAAGAGCGCUUAUGAAUUCGCUAACAUUUUAAUCGAAGUGUUACCAAAUGUCACAUUUGUGAAAAGAAAAUUUGGCUACAAAUUGAAGGAAAUAUCCGAUAUUUGCAUAAAGAGGAAUUUCACUGAUAUUGUGAUAAUCAAUGAAGAUAAGAAAAAGGUAACUGGCCUAACAUUCAUACAUCUUCCAGAGGGCCCUACUUUUUAUUUUAAAUUAUCAUCAUUUGUUGAAGUGAAGAAAAUCGUCGGUCAUGGUAGACCAACUAGCCAUAUCCCAGAACUGAUUUUAAAUAAUUUUCAAACAAGAUUGGGUCAAACUGUAGGUAGAUUGUUUCAGUCCAUUUUACCUCAAAAUCCGGAUAUUGAAGGUCGGCAGGUGAUCACUCUACAUAAUCAAAGAGAUUACAUUUUCUUCAGAAGGCAUCGAUACGUCUUCAAAGACAAUGAAAGAGUUGGUUUGCAAGAACUGGGCCCACAAUUCACUCUUAAGUUGAAAAGACUACAAAGGGGUAUUAAAGAAGAGACUGAAUGGGAACACAAGCCUGAGAUGGAUAAAGAAAAGAAAAAGUUUUAUUUAUAG
Saccharomyces paradoxus is the source of this 888-nucleotide messenger RNA. RefSeq names its product rRNA-binding ribosome biosynthesis protein RPF1 (gene RPF1). Gene Ontology annotation, cellular component: preribosome, large subunit precursor; nucleolus. NCBI's taxonomy places the organism in Eukaryota, Fungi, Ascomycota, Saccharomycetes, Saccharomycetales, Saccharomycetaceae. Bases 1 to 888 code for a protein of 295 amino acids. The transcript has a single exon. Gene Ontology annotation, biological process: maturation of 5.8S rRNA; maturation of LSU-rRNA. The record is from RefSeq and is a predicted model, not a curated record. Gene Ontology annotation, molecular function: rRNA primary transcript binding.